CCUUGUCGAGUGCCUGCAAAAGCAAAAGACGGAACUAAAAAUCCGCAUCAGUAGCAACACACGCCUACGGCGAUUUCGAAAAAACGGUAACCAGUGAAGACGUAGCAGCAAUUCUUAGUGAAAGAUUUUAGGGUUCCAAGCGUCGAAUCUGGGAGGAGAAAACGACGAGCCAUGGAUAGUGCCCUUGCUAGUGCGUCUGCGAUCACUGACCAGAGGCAAAAGAUCGAACAGUAUAAGCACAUUCUCUCCAGCGUUCUCUCAUCGAACGACAUCGUUCAAGCGAAGAAAUUCAUAGACCACAUACUGUCGGACGAUGCUCCAUUGGUGGUGUCGCGGCAGCUUUUGCAGACUUUCGCGCAAGAAUUGGGGAGAUUGGACCCCGACGCGCAAAAAGAGAUUGCUCACCAUACUCUAGCACAGAUUCAACCUCGUGUUGUUUCCUUCGAGGAACAGGUAUUAAUAAUUAGAGAGAAACUGGCUGAGCUGUAUGAGUCUGAGCAGCAGUGGUCAAAAGCAGCUCAGAUGUUGAGUGGCAUUGAUUUAGACUCGGGAAUGAGAGUGAUUGAUGAUACAUUCAGGUUGUCAAAGUGCGUCCAAAUUGCCCGCCUGUAUCUUGAGGAUGAUGAUGCUGUCAACGCAGAAGCUUUCAUCAACAAAGCUUCAUUCUUGGUCAGCAACAGUCAGAAUGAAGUGCUAAACUUACAGUACAAGGUCUGUUAUGCAAGGAUUUUAGAUUUGAAAAGGAAGUUUCUUGAAGCAGCACUCCGCUAUUACGACAUAUCCCAAAUUGAGCAGCGACAGAUAGGGGAUGAAACCAUUGAUGAGGAAGCAUUGGAGCAAGCCCUAUCUGCUGCGGUGACAUGUACAAUUUUGGCGGCUGCAGGUCCUCAACGUUCUCGUGUUCUUGCCACUUUGUACAAGGAUGAACGAUGUUCCAAGUUAAAAAUUUAUCCAAUAUUACAGAAGGUGUAUCUGGAGAGAAUUUUGAGGAAGCCAGAAAUAGAUGCAUUUUCGGCAGAGCUAAAAGCACAUCAGAAAGCUAUUCUUCCAGAUAAUUUUACUGUGCUAGAUCGAGCCAUGAUUGAGCAUAAUCUUCUGAGUGCAAGCAAACUCUAUACAAAUAUAAGUUUCGAUGAACUGGGCACUUUGCUUGGCAUUGCACCAGAUAAGGCUGAGAAGAUAGCUUCAAGAAUGAUUUAUGAGGAUAGAAUGAGGGGAUCUAUUGACCAGGUGGAAGCUGUCAUACAUUUCGAGGAUGACACUGAAGAGCUGCAACAGUGGGAUCAACAGAUUGUUGGCUUGUGUCAAGCUCUCAACGAUGUACUGGAUAGCAUGGCGAAGAAAGGCUUGGCAAUUCCUGUGUGAUUUACAUGGUGAUCAUUUGUAUUAUUCUUUUGCCUGCACUGACAACUAAUCUGUCUCUUAUCAUCUCAAACUAUAUCGUUCGACUUAAUUUACAUUUUGUGAAGUUUAAUCGGCCUGCUGUUUCACUCUGGUGGUGGUUCACGAAUGCUAGUUUGAUGGGGCGGUUUAUGAUCAUAUUAAUAAAUCUAAUUAAUUUUA
This is a messenger RNA of Tripterygium wilfordii, 1563 nucleotides long. Its product is annotated as COP9 signalosome complex subunit 4. The transcript has 14 exons. NCBI's taxonomy places the organism in Eukaryota, Viridiplantae, Streptophyta, Magnoliopsida, Celastrales, Celastraceae. Gene Ontology annotation, cellular component: cytosol; COP9 signalosome. Bases 172 to 1365 code for a protein of 397 amino acids. The record is from RefSeq and is a predicted model, not a curated record.